CACAAAACCAACUGGCAAUACGACGGUGAAUCAUUGGAAUAAGAUACGCAGCAUCUAUGGACAGAUGGAUUUACUUUACAAGAAUUUACAACAAUGCUGGUGCUAACUAGCUAACUAUAGGGAGCGUGUUUGUUUUUGUGUGUGUGUGUGUGUGUCUUUUUGUGUGUGUGGUCAAAAUUUGUAGAGUUAAGGGUAUAUUUAUUAAUUUAACGUCUUGUAAACGACCCAGAUUAUAAAUGUUGUUCAUGUGUGAACGAUUAAAAUUGAACAGGGGUUAAUGUAUAUUUUUGUGCGUUGAAUACUGGUAAAGCGCCGUUGACAUUGACGGACAAGAUUUCACUGAUAGAGUCUUCCAUUAUAGAAAUUUUAAAUAACUUUUCAAUUUUAUUUAGAAAUAUACAUAAAAAACAAAUACACACAGGACAAGGAAGUCUACCAAAAACGAAAUUGAGUUCAAAAGCAGAUACACAUAAAAAAGAAGCAGAAAUGAAACUUAUCGGUUAUUUGUUAUUAAGUAUUGGACUAGCCUAUGGCGGAGUUAAAGAAUUUAGCAUUAACGAAAUUGACGCUCCUUUGCAACUUCAAAAGGUAAAAUUAAGCUGGGAUGCACCAGAUAGCACAAAUAAAACGGAAUAUCGGGUGAUUUACAGAAAAGUUGCGGGUUUUGAUCACUCAAACGAAGAUGCUAAAACUACUGAGAAGACAGAACAUAAACAAGUCGAGAUCACUGGAUUAGAUUAUGAUUCAAAGUAUAAUUUUUCUGUCGAGACAAUUGUUAACUCAAAAACUGAAGGUCGAUCACAAAAUAAAUCAUUUAGCACAGAACCAGCUCCAUGUGCAAUGUUAAUUAAUGGAGAAAUGAAAGCAUUCUUGAUUCAUGACGAAAAAGCUACGAAGUAUUCGUUAAUUGUCCUGAAAAUGCCAAUCGAUAUGACCAUUGCACAACUAGAAAGCACUAGCUCUAUUGAUAGUAGCAAAUAUACGGGCAAUAACAGCAGCUUUUACAUCACCUAUGAAACCACUGACCAAAUUCAUAAGAAUGGUAAAAACAUAACUAUUGGAAGUGGGAAACCCAAUAUAAACAAACCGUUACAAAACGGAAGUUACUACACGUUCUUUCAAAGAACAGAACUUUCUGAUGGCAGAGCCAUCAUGCAUAAAUGGAUGCCAAAGGUGCAAUUUCUAAAGGCAGAUGCAGCAACUUCCAAUUCUACAAAUAAUCCAAAAGAAGCAGAUACUGGACUGGACGGUGACGACAUUGCAUUGAUGACUGCAGGAAUUGCCAUUGGUCUUAUUGCACUGAUCUUCUGUCUCAUCUGCAUAUGCCAUUACAAAUAUUCUCUAAAAUAUGCUCCGAAACCACCUAAAAAGGGAGGACGAACACUCGCAAUGGUGCGUCUAAGCACAGACCCUAGUAUACCGGUCACCGAUACUGACUUUUACGACCAUAUGGCUCACAUGAAAUUCCAUAACUUCAAAGGAUUUUAUGAGGAGUUCUCUCAAAUGAAAAUUGCUUUUCAACCUUCGGAAGAUUUUCGACGUAUAGGCAACAAUAUGAAAAAUAGAUUCGUUAACAUCCCUUGCUACGACCAUUCAAGAUGUAUGCUUGAAAGCCAAAAUAGUGACGGUAUUUCAACUUAUAUCCACGCUAACUUUGUACCUGGAACUCAUUCUGAUAAGGACUAUAUAUUGACCCAGAGCCCUCUACCCGAAACUGUAUGUGACUUUUGGCAGAUGGUAUGGGAGCAAAAUGUGACUACGAUUGUCAUGAUUGGCGAAAUCGUUGAGAAAAAAAAUACUGUUUGUGCGCCAUAUUUUCCUACUUCGUCUAAUGAACACAUCAAAGCAUAUGGGAAUGUAAGCCUUGUGAAAGAGUACAUCAUUGCUGAUUACGCUGUUAGAACUCUCUCAAUGAAAAUGACGGACGACGAAACUGAAAUACCGCGCACAAUUCAUCAUUUUCAAUUUCUUGGAUGGCCGCCAGUUCAGAUUACUCCUUCAUGUCCAACUCCGUUCUUAGAAUUCGUACAAAUAAUUUCAAAGUCGAAAGCAGAGAAAAACAAUAGUCCAAUCGUCGUGCAUGGUACUACUGGAUCUGGGCGUGCUGGUAUUUACGCCUGCAUUGACGCCCAAGUUGACCGUGUUCUUAAACAGAAUGACGUGAAUGUUUACAAUGGCGUCAAAUUGAUCCGUGAGCAUCGAUACGACGGUGUGAAGACAUUGGAUGAAUAUAUAUUUAUCCAUGAGGCUGUUUUGGAAUUUAUUUUAAAACGAAAUAUACAUGAUAUCCCUGUGCAACAUUUACCAAAAUACAUUGAAAACAUCACAAGAACAUCAAAAGAAGAACCGUUUGACGUGGAAUAUGGUUUCUUAUCAUCAACUGUUGUCUCGUCCACCCAAAAAAUGGAUGCAGCCAACCAACCUCAAAACAAGAAGAAAAACAGAUACGAAAACAUUAAACCUUUUGAUGAUAAUCGAGUUAAAUUAUCAAAGUUGAUUAACUCCGAUGGUUCGGACUAUAUAAAUGCUAGUUACGUGGACACGUAUGCUCAUAAAAAAGCUUUUAUAGCGACGCAGGCGCCGCUUGUGGAAACGCUCUCCGAUUUUUGGCGUAUGAUCUACGAGAAUGAAUCGUGGGUGAUAGUUAUGCUUGGCCAGGAAAUUGAAAACGGACAGCUAAAAGCUGAUAGAUUUUGGCCAGAAGAAGGCUUUGUUAUGGCGCUUGGUGAUCUGUCAAUCAAACUUAUCUCUUCUUCCCAAGAUGCAAUAAAAGACGUGGUCAUACGACAAAUGGAAUUAAUGCACACAAAGAAAUCUGAAACAAAGCUGAUACAAAUGUACCAAUAUCUCACUUGGCCUAACCACGAAGGAAUCACAUCAGAAAGCAUCACUAGUUUGGUGCAGCUUGUACAUGAGUCUGACUUAUGGAAAACAAAGUUAAAGGCUAAAACUACAACAGUUGUAUCAAGUACUGGUAUUGGCCGACCGGGUGUUUUGAUAGCCCUUCGUUCACUGCAAGAAGAAAGCGAGAACGAAGGCAAAGUAAAUGUGUUCCGCACAGUUCAAAAACUGAGACAACAAAGAGCAGCACUUAUACAAAAGAGGGAGGAGUAUGUUCUUAUUUAUACCUCUACGUUGGAGAUCAGCAAACACGUGAGAAGGCGCUCCGUAUUCACAGCACUUGAAGAUGUUAAUAGCAUCGGAACUAAUAUUUUACCGAAUGGAUACAAUAUACCAUCCACUCCGCAAACGACUGAGAGGCUGAACUCUGUUUCGUCAACUAGUGAGCUUUAACCGUAACAUACACGAUCACACAAACUCUCUCAACGACUUUUUUUCACAUCUUUGUGUUUGAAUAAACACACAAAUUUUCUGGAUACCGGGAAACACAUAUAAAUACUUUCUUCAGUGUAAUUUUUCCACGAAAUUCCAUGGACUGUUUAAAUCUUUUACGGCUGCUACGUAAAGUCUGUAAAAAAGUCUCAUGCAUGCUUUUCUUCUUCAUGAAUGUCGAUUUCACUAUUCUAUGAUUGGUCUUUUGCCUUAAAACAGAAGUAACGUUAUAUUUCUGUAAUAUCAGAUUUUAUUGUCCAAGCCGUUAGAUUUAUUUACAUUUUUAACAAAAUAAUAAGAAUUUCCCGUAGAAAGUAGACUAAAAAUCGUCCUUGUUAAAUAGUUAUUUUAGAUUUUUGUAUUAUCUAAAAGAUGUAAAGUGUUCUUAAAAUGUAAAACGUAGAAUUAAAAGCCUGUUUUUGUUUCGUAGAAAACAAGGAUUUUAAUCGAUUCAUCUCGAAUUAUAUUUAAAUGUAAAAAAAAAAUACUUCUGGUUGUAUUUAUGUGUUUUGUUUGGUGUUUUUAUGUUGUAUUUAUAAAAAGAUGUUUGUUUAAAAACUGA
Molecule: messenger RNA, 3895 nt
Organism: Hydractinia symbiolongicarpus
Lineage: Eukaryota; Metazoa; Cnidaria; Hydrozoa; Anthoathecata; Hydractiniidae
Product: receptor-type tyrosine-protein phosphatase F-like
Exons: 14
Coding region: 487-3294 (935 amino acids)
Biological process (GO): protein dephosphorylation
Molecular function (GO): protein tyrosine phosphatase activity; protein binding
Source: RefSeq, a predicted model, not a curated record